ACUUCAAGAAAAGACUCAACAGCUUUACAAAUACGUGUGAAAGCCUCUGGUGGAGUCUAGCUGGGCGCCCUGGGUUUCACGUGGCAGAUGGUCAGGUCUGGGUUUGAGUCUUGGCGUCUCCCUUCUUACCUGUGAUCUUGGGCAGGUCACUGACCCUCCUCUCCUCACCUGGAUUGUAUGAGGCCUGUUUAAAGUUUGUGGCAUACACUAAUUAAGGUGAUGAAGACAGCCCAGAGAGGGGCAGCCACUUGCCUGGAGACACACAGUGCCCUCUCUCUGAUAAGCAUUCAUUUACCCUCUAGGUGCCCACUCCAUGCCCCGCUAUCUGCUGGGGACCUCAGAUGAACACUGCUAUGGGAGCCAGCCUGGGCGCCACUGGCCGAGGGCCCCGCACAGAGAUUGAGGACGAGGACUCCUACCCCCAGGGUGGCUGGGACAUGGUCUUCCUGUUGGCCCUGCUGCUCCUGGGCCUACCAGCCAAUGGGCUGAUGGCGUGGCUGGCCGGAUCGCAGGCCCGGCAUGGAGCAGGCACACGGCUGGCGCUGCUCCUGCUCAGCCUGGCCCUCUCUGACUUCCUGUUCUUGGCAGUGGCGAUCUUUCAGGUCCUGGAGAUCCAGCAAGGAGGGCACUGGCCGCUGGGGACGGCUGCCUGCCGCUUCUACUACUUCCUGUGGGGCGUGUCCUACUCCUCUGGCCUCUUCCUGCUGGCGGCCCUCAGCCUGGACCGCUGCCUGCUGGCACUGUGCCCGCGCUGGUACCCAGGGUGCCGCCCGGCCCGCCUGCCACUCUGGGUGUGCUCGGGGGUCUGGGUGCUAGCCACACUCUUCAGCGUGCCCUGGCUGGUCUUCCCCGAGGCAGCCGUCUGGUGGUACGACCUCGUCAUCUGCCUGGACUUCUGGGACAGCGAGGAGCUGCCGUUGAGGAUGCUGGAGAUCCUGGGGGGCUUCCUGCCAUUUCUCCUGCUGCUGGUCUGCCAUGUGCUCACCCAGGCUGUCGCCUGCCGGCCCUGCCGCCGCCAGCCCAGGCCCCCGGCCUGCCAUGGCUUCGCCCGUGUGGCCAAAACCAUUCUGUCGGCCUAUGUGGUCCUGCGGCUGCCCUACCAGCUGGCGCAGCUGCUGUACCUGGCCUUCCUGUGGGACAUCUACCCCGGCUACCUGCUAUGGGAGGCCCUGGUCUACUCUGACUAUCUGAUCCUACUCAACAGCUGCCUCAGUCCCUUCCUCUGCCUCAUGGCCAGCGCCGACCUCCGCGCCCUGCUGCGUGCCAUACUCUCCUCCUUCGCAGCGGCGCUGUGUGAGGAGCGGCCCGGCAGCGUUACACCGGCCGAGCCACAGACCCCAGUGGACUCUGAGGGUCAGACGCUGCCAGGGCCCACGGCUGAGGCCCAGCCACAGCCGAACGCCACAGGCCAGCCACAGGCAGAUCCCACGGCCCAGCCACAGCUGGAUUCUGUGGCUCAGCCUCAGCUGAAUCCCAUGGCCCAGCUGCAGGCGAACCCUGACACCCAGCGGCAGGUGACUCCUGAGGCCCGGACCCCUGGUCCUGAUGCCAGCUCAGCAGCCAGCACCGGUGAUGAGACCUGUCCUGCCCCAUCCACCCCAGGGGGCCCUGAGACUUCAGCCAUGCUUGCUGCCUCUGAGGGAGAACGCCCUGGCAGUGCCCCCCCAGAGGAGGCCCCCAGCGCAGGGCCCACGUGAGGGCUUAGGAAAGCCCAGGUCACCAGGGCAGUGAAGAGCCAGAGGGAGACAGAGAACAGCCGGCCACUGGAGACAAGGCCGUGGAUGACGUCACUGUGGAAAACCCCACUGAGUCUCUGGGCCUGGGAGAAGGACUUGGGGAAGUGAAACCAAGGCAGCCAAAAGUCCCAGACAGCCUGGGGUGAGAGUCUCCUGUCCUGGCCCCCCAGGCUCUUCCCUAGUUGCCCCCAACAAACCCCUUCGCCCAACAGCCCCUGAACCACAGCUGACAGUAUCCUACUGGGUUCCGCCCUCCAGCACCCUAGACCCCAUUGGCAGUUUCCCCCUUAGCCGGAUCCUGCAGCAGGAAGAUAGAGAGGAAGGACUUCCCCUGGGCUUAACCUGACCUCCUUUCAUCCUUCCUUCCUCCCCUUCCUCCCCAUCUGUGCUCCAGACUGAGCACAAGGAGACUAAACUAGAAAAUCUCUGCAGAGAAGAGAGACAGCCCUUCUCAGCUCCAAACAGGAGCCUGAGGCCCUAGUGGUCCACAAGCUGAGCUGGUAUGCUCAAACCCUCUCCACCAGCUCCCUACCCCUGGUGAGACUGGGGCGGGACUUCCCUCAGCAAGGUGGCUGGGAGCAAAGGCAAGAGCUACCAGGUCUGGAUUCAAAUCCGGCUCUGCCACAUCCUUGCUGGGUCACUGUGGGCAAGCUCCUUCACCUUCUGAGCUCCUGUUUCUGCAUCUGCAAAGUGGGCUGUUGUGAGGAUAAAUGAGAACAUGCGAGAGGCGCCCAAGAAGAGCCCAGCAUGGGGGACGGGGGGCUCAGUGAACAGCUGACUCUUCCAUCUUCAUCGGCACACAGGGCUGCCCUUCAGGGACUGAAGAAGGGACGGGCUGGGGGAGAUGGCCAGGAGAGCCAUCACCAGCCUGAGCAUCUGGGAUCCUGUGAACUUCAGGACAGAUCACCUGUGCCCA
Messenger RNA from Loxodonta africana (African savanna elephant), 2652 nucleotides. RefSeq names its product G protein-coupled receptor 152 (gene GPR152). Lineage: Eukaryota; Metazoa; Chordata; Mammalia; Proboscidea; Elephantidae. The coding region runs from base 342 to 1697 and encodes 451 amino acids. The record is from RefSeq and is a predicted model, not a curated record. The transcript has a single exon. Gene Ontology annotation, biological process: G protein-coupled receptor signaling pathway. Gene Ontology annotation, molecular function: G protein-coupled receptor activity. Gene Ontology annotation, cellular component: membrane.